AUAACCGAGAGCUACCCCGCAGACCUCCAUCAUAAGCUUUUAGGGGUCUUUUGUGUUGUAAGAAGCUCUCAUAUAACUUGUUAUCAAAUAAAAGAAAGGUGUGAAUGUUCCCAGCGUGUACACGAGGCCCCACCUCUUAAGAUGGCGUUAUCCCCACCGACCCAUGAUCAGCCAGUAGCGGCCCAGCAUCACAACCGAGUGAUACCUACAGCACCCGCAACAUCGGUGCCACCUAUUUUACGAAACAAUUAAAUCGAGAUCCGACGCGUUAUAACGCAUUCAGUUGUACUUAAACACGCUAAAUAUAUUAUGUAAUUUAUAAAUUUUUUUAAAGUGUUAAUAUUUUACACAAAUAAUGAACUCUAUAGAUUAUAUAUCUAGCACGUGUGAGAAUGAUACAGGGAAGUUUGAUAAUAAUGUCAGUGUCACGAAUGAUUUGACGGAGGAACGUACAGAGAUACGGACAUUCGUGGAAUCGGAUUCCGAUUUGGACAGUGAAAAUGAAACCGUCGAUGUCAUCUGUGAGAACAGUGAACAAAUGAAUAGUAUUAAUUACAAUACAAUAGCUUACGGCUCUGUCGAUAGUAUUAUAUACAGCAGAAACUUGUACGCUAACAAAAUGACGGUGAAAAAGAAACGGGUUUGUGAUAGUGAACAAAUUAAAAUUAUAAACGAUUCCGCAAACAGUUUAUUACAGACGAAGGGGAAAAACUUUCUGAUAGACAGUAUACUAGGCAACGACGAGAGUAAAACUCAAAGAAAACUCGUCAAAGACGCCGAUAACCCAGAGGAGACGGGAGACGAACAUAAUGUGUCAUCGACCUCAACAUGUCCGGACAUCUCCAUCAACAGUGCUGAUGUCUUGGCGGGACAUGCGUACGCGCAUUGGCUGGCGACACAACAACCUACUUUUUAUGAUGACAAAAAUAAUCGGAGGCAGAAACGUUCCGGACCAGAGAGGAAACCUCGACAAGCGUACAGCGCUAAACAACUAGAGAGACUCGAAUCUGAAUUUAAGUUGGACAAAUAUCUGAGCGUAUCAAAAAGAUUGGAGCUCUCCAAGGCGCUCGGACUCACUGAGGUUCAAAUAAAAACGUGGUUUCAAAAUCGAAGGACAAAAUGGAAGAAACAACUCACAUCUCGUCUCAAGAUCGCCCAGCGUCAAGGAUUAUUUCCCGGACAUAUCUUCGGACACGCCCCUCAGACUUAUUCACUUAUAAAUCCUUAUACCUACAGUCCAUUAAGCUGCAUGUUCACCCCCGUGACGUUGCCGACGUCGCAACCAUGAGACUACAUUACGAUAUUGACGUUGUUUACACAGAUCAUUAAACUAUUUACGAACGUGAUUGCGUUAUGAUAUGACAAAAAAAAAUAUGUAGACAAAUCAAAUUUAUCACGGAUGAUUUGAUAAUUGUGUCAUACGUUCUUACAAACGUGAUUGCUUUAUGAUUUGAUAUAAAAUUAAAUAUAUCAACAUUUUGAUAACUUUAGCAUACUAAAUCUGUAUUAUCUCUCACAUUUAAGACGGGCUCGUGGAUGUUUGAUAUGUUUUGAGUCAUUUACUGUUUUAAUUGAUGUGUUAAGUGUACAUACAUGCUGUAACGCGCUACUUUUCUCACUUCAAGUGGGUGGUCCAGGUGUUAAGACAUUAUUGGGCAAUUGUUUAAAUUGAUAAUUAAUUAUGCAUGAUGUGCUAUUUAACUUGAAUUUUGUUCAUAUUUAUUUAAAGUUAAAAAGAAACUUUCUAGUCUGUAAGAGUUUUAUAAUUAAAAUGUGUAUCUAAAAAUUACGAACAGUUAUAAAAAUUUAUAUUAAAGCAAUAAGUAUCUUAUAAUUUUGAUAAUAUGUUGCUGUAAGUAUUUGGCUAGUCUAGACUAAGUAGGCUAUAAUUCCUGAUGUGUUAUGAGAAAUUUAAAUUUUAUAGCCAAGAAUACAAUAUCACAGGUAACAUUUUGUUGGGAAGUCCUUUAAUAACUUGUAUCCAUUAAAAUUUAUAUGCUCACAAAGAAUUUCGGGUGUAGCUCGCACUCCCCCAACCUAGUCUUUUUUAUUGAAAAUUCGUUUUUUGUUAAAAAUACAUUUAAUUAUUAAAAAUCCUAAUAUACUUUUGUUAAUAUUAAACUUGCAAACAAUAAUGCGUAAUAUUUCGCGAGAGCAACAUUUCCCUUGCGUGACAAAUGGUCAGGUCUAACUCCCAACUCAUGUCUAUGCGAUUCACGUAAUUAAAAGAUUUCCUCUGUGUAGUUAAAAACAAUUAUAAAUAAAUAUCU
Messenger RNA from Danaus plexippus (monarch butterfly), 2270 nucleotides. Its product is annotated as homeobox protein engrailed-1a-like. The record is from RefSeq and is a predicted model, not a curated record. Bases 356 to 1288 code for a protein of 310 amino acids. Gene Ontology annotation, biological process: regulation of DNA-templated transcription. Gene Ontology annotation, molecular function: DNA-binding transcription factor activity, RNA polymerase II-specific; DNA binding. Lineage: Eukaryota; Metazoa; Arthropoda; Insecta; Lepidoptera; Nymphalidae. The transcript is spliced from 3 exons.